AGAGAGUGAGAGAAAGAGAGUGAGAGAGAGAGAGAGUGAGAGAAAGAGAGUGAGAGAGAGAGAAAGAGAGUGAGAGAGAGAAAGAGAGAAGUGAUGUGUAUGUGUGUAGGGGAAGUGUCGACACCGGCACUGACCUCGCAUUUUAUUUAUUGACCGGGAAAGGACGAAAAGCAAAGUUGAAUUGCUGCGGAAUUUGAACUCAGGACGCAGGGAGCCAGGUCAGAUAGUGCAAAUCUUGUCCGACGCCUCCAUAACUGCCAGCUCGCGUCAAUCAACCGUCCAGCGUCCACCAAUCCACCAUUAGACGUACACAUACACAUACAUAUAUACAUUAAUGUUAUGCUUGUGUGCGAUGCCUUAUUUUAUUUCUUUAUUUUUUUUACUGAUCUAAAUAUAAUUUAAAUCCGGUUUGUGAAAACACUUUAUCGGGCAGCACUCCAGGAACUCAUUCACCCAUUUAUAGCCUAAGUGUUAGCAUAUCAUUGAAAGAAGGAAAACUUUCGAGCGAUUAAAGUGGGUGUUUGUUUUCUCAUAACACAAAUUUAAGAUGGAAAGUUUUGUUGGAAAAUGGGAACAAAUUGAUGAUGAAAUCCCCAACCAUGAUGCAUUUCUUAAUACUGCAGGAAUCAGUGAAGAUCGAAAAAAGAAAAUGAAAACAAAAUCAGUUAUAGAAUACCAGCCUUCUGGUUCACAGUGGAAACAUGUAGCUACUGACAAGAAGUCAAAAGCGUCGCAAAGUUAUUUGUUUGAACUUGGUGUCCCAGCGGUUGCAGAGGACUUGUAUGGACAUAAAUUCAAGGUUGUUACAAAUAUAGAAGAUAGAAACAAAAUGAAAGAGGUUUAUACAGAAUGGUGUGAUUUCGAUGUGAAUGUUGUCAGGGAAAUUUCAGGAAACGUUAUGCAUAUUACACUAACAGUGAAGGAUGUUAGCUGCAAAGUUACAUUUAAAAAAAUUGUAUAAUUACACUGAUGUUGGAAAAUUAAUAAAAGAUGAAGGACAUGUCCUAGUAAAUUAACCAAAAUACUAUUUCUUAUCAUUAUAAUGAACUUCUGUUUAGAGAGCAAAAUGUGAUGUAGCUUCCUUACUGACAAGUCUUCAUAGUAUAUACAUUUGAAACAAGAAUUUUUAAUGCAAUAAAAGGGCAAAUUAUUUUUGCGUGCAAAUACAAUCUA
Molecule: messenger RNA, 1173 nt
Organism: Octopus bimaculoides (California two-spot octopus)
Lineage: Eukaryota; Metazoa; Mollusca; Cephalopoda; Octopoda; Octopodidae
Source: RefSeq, a predicted model, not a curated record